CUGGGGGGGGGUUGAGGGGAUCGUAAUUUUGCACGACACAGUGUCCUUCGCAACCAGAAGGCAUGCUGACACCGCGAACAAAACAGUUCAUCCACUUUAGCCUUUCUUUCUCGAGCGUGAGGGAAUUCAAACACAGUCUUAUGCAGCCAUUUGCGUCCAAGCGACGCGCUGAGAACGAACCGUCCGCUCGUGUUCCCGGUUCAGUUUAGCUUCCAAUGUGAUCACUUCCAUGCCAACUGAUGAUAACUCCACCUGCCCCAUCCCAUCACGAGCAGCAUCUUCAUGUCCGGCCCGUCUUCCAGGCCAGCUUCGAUCCCGCUGCACCACAUUUCCACCAACCGCCGCUACGAUUCCGGCUCGGACGAGGCGUCGCUGCUGGGCUCGGAGACAGAGAAGCGUCGAGCGUCAUCCGACUCCGACUUCUCUCUCUUUAGCGACACGGGCGAUCUUGCGGACCAGCUAGACGAGGAGGAUCCGUUGCAUAUACAACUCCGGUCAUCUUUACAACAGGAGCUGCCUUCGGGGCAGCGGCGGAAAGGCGGCGGAGGCACCAAAUAUCGCAAGAGCGUUCGCUACCAUUCGGACGACGAUCGCUACAACGAGAAGGAGAGAAAGCAGGGCCUACGAAAAGCAGACAUUGUCGUCCCAAACCCGCCGCCACGACCUCUUAGUUUUGGCCAUAGACUUCUUGCUGCCAUUAUGGCUCCAGGUGAUGGGCCUUCCCGCAUCCAUGGCUUACAUGGCAAGAAACUCAUAUACUUCACCACAAUAUUCGUGUCGCUCGGCGUUUUUCUGUUUGGAUAUGACCAAGGCGUUAUGUCGGGCAUCAUUACAGGCGGGCAUUUUAAGGAUUAUUUCAACCAGCCGUCGAGAGCUGAGAUAGGAACGAUGGUUGCUAUUUUAGAAAUCGGCGCUUUUAUCUCGUCACUAUCCGUCGGCCGCCUGGGCGAUAUGCUUGGUAGACGAAAGACGAUCCUUUACGGCUCCCUUGUCUUCAUACUUGGCGGCGCCUUCCAGACCUUUGCCAAUGGCAUGCCGAUGAUGAUGCUGGGUCGUAUCAUCGCCGGCUUUGGAGUAGGCGCCCUGUCGACCAUUGUACCUGUAUAUCAAUCCGAGAUUUCGCCUCCGCACAAUCGUGGCAAGCUGGCAUGUAUCGAGUUCACGGGCAACAUCUGCGGCUACACGGCUUCAGUAUGGGUAGACUACGUGUGCAGUUACAUCAAAGGCGACUGGGCAUGGCGCCUGCCUUUGCUUAUGCAAGUAAUCAUGGGCAGCUUGCUGGCUCUAGGUAGUCUUUUGAUUCUCGAGUCGCCUAGAUGGCUGCUAGAUCAUGAUCAUGACGAGGAAGGCAUCGUGGUGAUCGCCAACCUCUAUGGCAAAGGCGACAUUCACAACGCAAAGGCCCGGGACGAAUAUCGCGAAAUCAAGAUGAACGUGCUCCUCCAAAGGCAGGAGGGCGAACGAUCGUAUUCAGACAUGUUCAAGCGAUACUACAAAAGAGUUUUCAUCGCAAUGUCCGCGCAGGCGCUCGCUCAGCUAAACGGUAUUAAUGUAAUCUCUUACUACGCUCCUCUAGUGUUCGAACAAGCGGGCUGGGUUGGACGCGAUGCCAUCUUGAUGACCGGCAUCAACGGCAUUACCUACCUGAUGUCAACCAUACCACCUUGGUACAUAGUGGACACAUGGGGUCGUCGUAUGAUUCUCCUGACCGGCGCCUUCGCCAUGAUCAUAUCCCUGUCGGCGAUUUCGUACUUCAUCUUCAUCGACAUUUCGCUCACUCCAACCUUGGUCGUCAUCUUUGUGAUGAUAUACAAUGCUGCUUUUGGUUACUCGUGGGGCCCUAUUCCUUGGUUAUACCCUCCAGAAAUUUUGCCUCUGAGCAUUCGUGCUAAAGGAGCCAGUUUGAGCACCGCCACAAAUUGGGCAUUCAACUGGCUUGUCGGCGAAAUGACGCCAAUUCUUCAAGAGUGGAUUCAAUGGCGCCUGUAUCUCCUGCAUGCGUUUUUCUGCGCCGUGUCGUUUGUUGUUGUAUGGUUCAUCUACCCAGAAACUGCAAACAUCCGUCUCGAAGACAUGAAUUCUAUAUUUGGCGACGCAACCACCGUCGCCCCAACUCCAGAGACGCUUGCAGAGGCAGAAUCGUUGUUCGGCAGUCAGCGUUCGCCCGUGCCUUCUCUCGACCUGCGAAGGUCUGGAGCGGGUAAUCUGUCUGCCGACAAUGCGAUCCCAGGUCUCGAUAUCGACCUGCCAAGCGAUGACAAUGCCAAGAGUACCUUGGAAAGGGAGCAGGGUGAAGGCCUAGGCGGUUGGAUUUCGAACAUCGUAAGCAGGGCCAGGGGAGGUGUUGAUGGAAGUGAAGGAGGGAGCGGACGGUACAAGAGAGUGGACCAGGAAGACGAUGGUGCAUGAUGCGUGUUUGUUCGAGUACUAAUUCUGAGAUCCCAACGUUGCACAGCGAUACCGCCAUUUGGUUGGCAUCUAGAGGUUUUCUUGUGCGCCCAGCAAGCGCUGAGUAAGAAUGCGGCGUUUAUUUUUCCUUCCAUUUAUGCAACGUCUGGUAGAUGGCUGCCUAGCAAUCCUGAAAUUAUCAUUUCAUAUGAGGAUAUUGAAGGAUACUUUUACCAUUAAAAAGAUUCUAUAUCUGGG
Molecule: messenger RNA, 2646 nt
Organism: Verruconis gallopava
Lineage: Eukaryota; Fungi; Ascomycota; Dothideomycetes; Venturiales; Sympoventuriaceae
Exons: 3
Coding region: 283-2409 (708 amino acids)
Biological process (GO): carbohydrate transport; transmembrane transport
Cellular component (GO): membrane
Molecular function (GO): carbohydrate:proton symporter activity
Source: RefSeq, a predicted model, not a curated record